Batrachochytrium dendrobatidis JAM81 is the source of this 2607-nucleotide messenger RNA. RefSeq lists its product as uncharacterized. Bases 1 to 2607 code for a protein of 868 amino acids. The transcript is spliced from 9 exons. The record is from RefSeq and is a predicted model, not a curated record. Lineage: Eukaryota; Fungi; Chytridiomycota; Chytridiomycetes; Rhizophydiales. Gene Ontology annotation, molecular function: RNA polymerase II CTD heptapeptide repeat phosphatase activity. Gene Ontology annotation, cellular component: nucleus.
AUGGAAACUGCACAAUUCGUUUAUCUGCCAAAGGCUUGUUUUCCUGCAAAGGUCAUUGCUUGGAAAGUCAAUGUCAAUGAUAUAGUAGCCAAAGACCAAUCACUUGGCAUUUACGAAUUCACUGAAACAGUUGUUGAAGAGCCAGAACACAUACCCGGUGCUACUGUAAGUGCAGUUCCAAAGACUAGUCAGAAACGGACUCGGAGAGAGAUUCGAACUGUCUAUGAGGGCAGAGUCGACUCUCUUGGUGCUAAGCCUGGCGAUACCAUUGAAGAUCCAAAACAUGCACUUAUUGUCAUUGUAGAGCCUUGUGGUCAUCCAGUACAACUCAAUGGAUUAUGCGCUGUCUGUGGAAAGGAUCUAUCAAUUGCUGAUUAUACCGGAACUGAUAUGGAGCGUGCAACGAUUCGAAUGACCCACGAUGCAUCUGGGAUUACUGUCAGUCACAAGGAAGCAUUCCGACUUGAAAAGGAAACUGCAGACAGAUUAUUGGACGAAAGAAAACUGUCGCUUGUUCUUGAUCUUGAUCAAACCGUAAUUCAUGCUACUGUCGACCCUACUGUCGGCGAAUGGAUGGCAGAUCCAAACAACCCUAAUUUUCCUGCAUUAACGGUAUGGGCUACACAUGAACCUGGAACACGAGAGUUUCUUCGUGAAUUGAAUGCAAAGUACGAGAUGCAUAUUUACACCAUGGGAACUCGAAACUAUGCCAAGGCAGUUUCAAAAAUUCUUGAUCCUGAUAAGAGAUAUUUUAAAGAUCGCAUUCUCUCUCGAGAUGAUAGUGGAAGCUUUUCUGUCAAGAGCUUACAACGACUUUUUCCGUGCGAUCAAUCCAUGGUUGUUGUUGUAGAUGAUCGUGCUGAUGUAUGGCAUUGGUCACCCAAUUUGCUCAGAAUUAAGGCUUAUGAUUUUUUUGUAGGCAUUGGCGAUAUUAACGAACCCGUCUAUGCUGCAGCUGCAGAGCUGACAGAUCUAACAAAAGCCAAAGUAUCACACAAGCCACACAUUGGCUCUUCUGCACCACCAGAAUCAACAUUUUCAGUUGUACAAGACAUUCCAGAGCUUGAAGACAGUAAGCUUGAUCCGGAUACAGAUAGCGAUUCCGAAACAAGUGAAAACAAGGCAGAACUGCUGGCUAAAAUGCAGGAUGUACAGAUGCUUGCAUUGAAAGAUCAACAAAAUAAUCGUCCACUUUUGCACUGUCAAGAAGAAUUGGAUAUACAGACAGCACUGUUGACAUCCCCCACCGACAAUAAUGCCUCUGACCUGAUCACUACAGUAAUAGAUGAAGGCUCAUUCACUUCUACAACGGCUGCACCUCGUCAAAGUCAAGCAAUGGGGCAACCGCAAGUCUCCACCGCCAUUUCUGCAUCUGUAGCAUCCACAUCAACAUUAAGAACUCCUACAUCAGAUUUGAUUUCCAAUAACACAUCGAUUGUAUCUAAACAACGGCCUGUUUUGAUUGAUACAGAUCGUGAACUCAAUCUUAUCAAAUCUCUCAUGAUGUAUAUUCAUCAAACGUUUUACGAACGGAGCGAUGCUGGAGAUAUCAAGACCUCUGACGUGAGAGUAAUUGUUCCCGAAAUGAAGCGGUCUAUUCUUGAGGGUGUACAUAUUUUGUUUACAAGUAUCAUUCCACUGGGUCUUGAGCCUCAAAAACACGAACACUGGAUUGCUGCAACUUCGUAUGGCGCUGUAUGCCACGUUGAUUUAGACCCUGAAGUGACACAUGUGAUUGCUGGCAAGACUGGCACGGCAAAAGUCAAUGCAGCUCGGAAACGUCCCAAUGUUGCCAUUCUUAAAAUUGACUGGUUGAUCGAUACUAUUCGAACAUGGCAAAGGGCUGAUGAAGUUCGAUAUUUACUCUAUCUAGAUCAUAUCCCAGUAAAUCUUCCACCUCGAUGUAUCAAUUCGUUUUUUUUGGAUAGUGCUCCAGCUGCAUCUACUCUUAUGGAAGAUCGUUCUAGCAUUUCUGACCAAGACGAGUUGCUCAUUGUUCAAGGCAAAUGGGAGCAUGCCAAUGAAAUUUACGAAAAAGUGGGUGGAGACGAUUGGAAGGAGAUGGAUGCUGAAGUCGAUAUGGCUAUGAUGGAUGAUGACUCGAGUGAUAUAACGGGAGAUGACGACAGUGCCGAUGCUGUAGAGAAAUUUGGGGCUCAAUCUGCAUCUAUCAACUCGACAAGCUCAAAUAGUGGUGGCAAGACGUCCAAAGACUCUGUAGAUGCUUUACAAGACGAUGACUGGGACUCUUUGGCUGAUGAGAUUGAACUUGGAUUGGAGGAAGUGCUGACCAACACUCAGCCUAAAAGCAAAUCCUCCAGUCGUGUAAGCACUUCAUCUGAAUAUGUUUCUAAUCAAAGUGCUGCUUCUGUAGAUAUAGCCAUGUUUCCAGCCCGUCCUAGAAAACCAUCUCCGCUUGGACAGUAUCAAACUGCUAGUAAUUCUUUGGAGCAAACAUCGUUGGCCGAUGGCCAAGAAACCGGCGAUGAUGCAUACUUUGAUCAAAUGGAUGCCUGGGAAGACGAUGAUGAAAAUAUGGAACGGAUACCCAAACGAAAGUUUGAUGAAUACCAAGACGAAGAUGAUAAAUUUGACGACGAUCUAUGA